AGGAGCUGCCCCCAGCACAGGCUCUAUUAGUAGCAGCAGCGGCACAGGGAGAGAGACACAGCUCACAGCGGCAUACUGUACAUCAGCAUCACUAUGCAGGGCUCUCUGUGUCUGCUGCUGGCACUGAUGCCCUUUGCCAUGCCAGCGCUGCCCUUUGUGGUGUCCCCGGGCUCCUGGUCCUCCCGGGAGAUACCCAGCAACAACAGAGAAGCCAGACUAGCUGCCCGCCUGGCGCUCACCUACCUCAACUACCUCUCCGGCUCUCCCCACCAGCUGCUGGAAGUGGUUGAUGUCAAGAAAGCAGUCCUGAAGUCUGUUCCAGAAAUUGGGAAUAAAUAUUAUGUGGAAUUUACAGCCAGAGUCUCCCAAACUAUGGAAAAUAUUGGACUAUGCACAGCAACAGUUUUCUUCCAACAAGAGAAACCGCGACCUGCCAUUAAUGUCAACUGUUCUAGCAACAAAAUCCAGAAGCAAGCCCGAGACGAGGACUACAAUUUCUACAAGCUGAUGAAGGAACAAACUAUACCUAUUACUGGAGGUCACAUACCUGACAGUUUUGGGUAUAUUGACCCACAAUUUGAACCUGUGUGGAACCUGGCUAUUUUGGGAAGCAGCUACCUUAUAUGGGAAAAGACCACAGAGAACCGAGAAUACAGCAUGGCACAAAUCAGAAGUGUAAAGCAAUUGAUUCGAAAGGAUGAUUUAAUUGCUUUUGACUAUGAUAUCGAUCUUCAUGAAAGACCAUCAGAGGAAAUGGUGCCCUGUAGUCUCCAUGUUGUCUGGAUGUCUGGAAAGUCACCCAAAGUGGACUAUACCUGUACAGAGAAUUCAGAGAAUGGAUCUGGAAACAAAUCAGAGGAAGGAUCAGCUUUCCUGGGGAAUUUUAAAUAAUUAUAGAAUAUCCUAUCAACUAUAACAUUAGGAGUCAGUUAUGAAUAUUCAUGGUGUAAAAAGUUACCACUGUUUGUGAAUUCCAGACUUAUCACAAAAGGUGUGUUGCAAUCAUUAUUAUUUGACAAGCCCAGUAUUAGGUUUAGAUUUGAAAAUACUUAGUAACUUCUACAUUGUUCUCUUCAUCUUUCAAAUGUUGCCAUCACCAUAGUACUAUUUCCAUCUGUCUAUGGUCUAGAACCAAAGGACAAGAUCAGAGGACAACAUGACUUGUACAUACCUGGGUUCUUAUUUCACAUUCCCUAAAUCCCCGUUCUAGUGUAUAUUGAGGGAUAUUUACUAUAGCUGCUACUUGUGCUCAGUAUAAUGUGUGCCUCGGCCACAACUCACUGAUAAGCUGUGGGCAUAGUACAUGGACUGUGUUAUAUAUUUUCAUAGUCAUAGUUUUCCUUACACUUUGAAGACCAAGUGCUUCCUUUACUAUUUAGCGCUUUCUGAAAUCGCAGAGUCUUCAGCGGUUUUUACAAUUUAAUUUAAAAGACAAAUUGUAUUUGAGACACAGUACACCUAGUAUUGAAUAGAAUUGCCACUUUCAAUUUAGCGGCUGAAGAUACGGUUGCUUUGAGAGCACUGCCUAGUAAUUGUAGCCACAAGAACUUAUACACAUGAAAGGUAAUAAUAUGUACACAUACAAGAUGCCACCUGAAAGCCUGGUAAGCGCGUUCUAGACUUUCCGUAUGUCAGUUUCCACAUUGCCAGCAGUGAUCAGAACUGCCAACGCUCAGUAACAUAUAAUUGUGUUGUAGGGAAGCACGCAUUAAUAUGUAUGUAGCACACUAUGCUCCAGGAAAGGAUUUUGAGAACACUCUUUUAAAAGUAAAGAGUAUAAGGUUUUGGCAACAUUUGUAAAAUCCCCAUGUGUAUGAGCCUGACCCUCAUAUUACUUGUAGUCCUCUAGCAUUGGAGAUACAGUCACUCAUAUGUAGGCUAUACUGUACUACUGACCCGUUACACAUGAUGACUGACAAAUGUUAUAGGUACUACUGACUCUCUAUACAGUCAUGUGUAAGCAAUAGAAACAAAAUAGUAAAACAUUUUCAUUACAUGAAAAUUAUGCCUUUUCAUGAUUAAAAUUACGGAAGACUAUUUUACUUGUGUGCAAUGUAUACAUGAUUCAACAGCACAUAGUAAAGUGGGCAACAUCAUUUAAGUCAGGAUAAAAAUCAGAAAUGAACAUUUAGAAUAAAACAUACAGAAUUCCUGUUUCCAGUUUACAGACACUGGUGAAGUUCCAGUGCUGCUUUUACUUACUGUAAGUCACCCAUAUACAGCACGUAUAGUGAUAUUCUGAGAUGCACAAUGAUACAUGUAACCCAGGAGCUUGUGCCAUCAAGGAGGCAGGAGGCCACAUCAUGACGUUACAGCUUUCCUAUCUGUGCAUCCAUGUGUCGAUUUUCUAUUUUUUCUUUACGGCACUAGUGUGUGCAGAUGAUAGCACAGUAUGAUAAACUUCAGGCACAUCUGUACUAACACUGAGCUAAUGAGAAUGACUGCACAAUAAUAGUUUGCACUCACAUGUAUGUACAGUAUAACAAUUAUAUUGUGCAUGUUUCUUUGACUUUGGUCACUAAUGACAUAAAAGUGAAAAGGCCACAAUUGUGCACAUUUUUAUUGCGCACAAGCACAAAGGGACGUGUAAAUAUACUUGCACAAAAAGUUAUUUCAUUGAAUACCACCUGCAAAGUACUGUAAUCACCAACCUUGUCACUAACAUAGGCAGCUUCUCUGAGGCUACCACAUUGUCAUGUUUGCAAUCACUGGUAACUGCCAGAGAGCAAUUUUAUUAAGCAGCUUUAAUGAUUGAGAAACUUAGUUUUUACUUUUAAGCGGCUUAUACCCAGUUACACACAGUUCAGCUGGGGCUGGUAACAUUGAGCAAUGCAAAGUGCCUGGCCUCCAAAAUGUUCACCUAUUGAAUCUGAUCAAGUAUACACUCCUAUUGCCACAUGAAGGAAUAGUUUGAUUUGAAAACGAAUGUGACCUUGAAAAGUACUGUCAUCCAGUUGUUUAAGCAAGCAGCUAAAUCAUUGGACCAGUACAGUCUGGGAUCCUCUAGGUAUGGCAAACAUGCUCACAUAUAAUGUCCGGCACUGGGCCACAGAAUGCAUAGGGACCAAUUGUUUUCCAGGCCUGUAGUUGAAAGGUUAUUUCUCACACCACUCUCUGCUGAAAAAAAAACCCCAGCUUCUUAAGUUCUAACUGUGUACUUGCAAAUGAAUCUGAGGCACUAAAAGUGAUGCACGUACUUGCAUGGGCUGAGUAGGGUUAUAAAUCCCAACUGAUCGAUUGUUAUUCAGUUUUGGUCAGCAUAAGCUAGUUUUUGUUGAGCACAUAAGAAUGGUUAAUAAUAAAGAAUAUAAGUAGGUUUUAUGAGAUCAACACCUGUGUUUAGACAGCCAGCUGUUGUUUGUACUUUAUGUAACCAUGUAUCACUUGUUUAUUGAAAUGUUCCAUUAAUUGUUGUCCAGAAACCACACUUCAUGUAAACCGCCAAAUAGAAAUAUAUGGAAUAAAAGGUCUACUAUUUUAAUUAAAAA
Molecule: messenger RNA, 3488 nt
Organism: Pseudophryne corroboree (corroboree frog)
Lineage: Eukaryota; Metazoa; Chordata; Amphibia; Anura; Myobatrachidae
Product: retinoic acid receptor responder protein 1-like
Exons: 6
Coding region: 94-891 (265 amino acids)
Molecular function (GO): metalloendopeptidase inhibitor activity
Source: RefSeq, a predicted model, not a curated record